CCAGAGCACUGAGAGAUAUUAGCGCUGUGCAAUCUGUUGGCACUCUUCAAAUAACCAAUAAUAAUAGUAUUGGGUAUUGAUGUAACUGGCGUGAAUAAGGGAACCUUCUUCCUGAACACAGACAUUGGAGCCUGUUAUCAGCAUGAACUCCUAUGUGUUAGACAAACACAUGAAUAGUUCAUAUCAACCCUUCACUACAGCAAGCAUCAGAAUGAUACUACAGACUCCAACACUUCAACACUAAUGAUUAUUCACAAACAUUGGGGAAAUCACAGCAGAUAUUUAAAGAAGAUGGUGAAUUGGCAGGAACUGGGCAGCAAUCAUUAUGUACAGAGAGUAAUUUAGUCAUCAAACAAGAGGACAAGAAUUAUGCCUUAUCUAGUGAAAUUAUUAUCCCUGAGGAUAAGCCACAAACAUUUACUGAGUUUUUAAAACAUUUUAAAGAAGAGAAAAGUCCACAGUCUAGCCAAAUGAUUCAUACAAAGGAGAAACAUUUCAAAUGUACAGAAUGUGAGAAAAGCUUUAGAUAUGAGUUUCAUCUCCUAGAACACCACAACAUUCACACAGGUGAGAAGCCAAACACAUGUACUGAGGGUGUCAAAUGUUUUAUACAAAUGACAAAACGUCUAGCUCAUGAAAGGACCCACAUGGGGGAGAAAUCAUUUAGCUGUACAGAGUGUGGAAAAAGUUUUACACAAAAGAGUGAUCUAAAAAAGCAUGAAAGGAUUCACACAGGAGAAAAGCCAUUCACAUGUACAGAGUGUGGAAAAAGUUUUAGACAAAUAAGUAAUCUGAAAAACCAUGAAAGGAUUCACACAGGAGAAAAGCUUUUCACAUGUACAGAGUGUGGAAAAAGUUUUACAGAAAAGAGUAGUCUGAGAAAACAUGAAAGGAUUCACACAGGAGAAAAGCCUUUCACAUGUGCAGAGUGUGGAAAAAGUUUUACAGAAAAGAGAAAUCUCAAAAAGCAUGAAAGGAGUCACACAGGAGAAAAGCCUUUCACAUGUACAGAGUGUGGAAUAAGUUUUACACAAAUAAGUAGUCUGACAAAUCAUGAAAGGAUUCACACAGGAGAAAAGCCUUUCACAUGUACAGAAUGUGGAAAAGGUUUUAAAGAAAAGAGUAGUCUAAGGAAACAUGAAAUGAUUCACACAGGAGAAAAGCCUUUCAGAUGUGCAGAGUGUGGAAAAAGUUUUACACAUAUGUGUAAUCUGAAAAGGCAUGAACAGAGUCACACAGGAGAAAAGCCUUUCACAUGUACAGAGUGUGGAAUAAGUUUUACACAUAUAAGUAGUCUGACAAAUCAUGAAAGGAUUCACACAGGAGAAAAGCCUUUCACAUGUACAGAGUGUGGAAUAAGUUUUACACAAAUAAGUAGUCUGACAAAUCAUGAAAGGAUUCACACAGGAGAAAAGCCUUUCACAUGUACAGAGUGUGGAAAAAGUUUUACAGAAAAGAGUAGUCUGAAAAAACAUGAAAUGAUUCACACAGGGGAAAAGCCUUUCACAUGUACAGAGUGUGGAAAAUGUUUUACAGAAAAGAGUGAUCUGAAAAGACAUGAAAGGAUUCACACAGGGGAAAAGCCUUUUACAUGUACAGAGUGUGGAAUAAGUUUUACACAAAUAAGUAGUCUGACAAAUCAUGAAAGGAUUCACACAGGAGAAAAGCUUUUUACAUGUACAAAGUGUGGAAAAAGUUUUACAGAUAAGAGUAAUCUGAGAAGACAUGAAAGAUUUCACACUGGGGAAAAGCCUUUCAUAUGUACAGAGUGUGGAAAAUGUUUUACAGAAAAGAGUUCUCUGAAAAGGCAUGAAAGGAUUCACACAGGGGAAAAGCCUUUCACAUGUACAGAGUGUGGAAAAAGUUUUACACAGAAGUGUGAUCUGAAAAAUCAUGAAAGAAGUCACACAGGAGAAAAGCCUUUUACAUGUACAGAGUGUGGAAAAAGUUUUACAGAUAAGGGUAAUCUGAGAAAACAUGAAAUGAUUCACACAGGGGAAAAGCUUUUUGCAUGUACAGAGUGUGGAAAAAGUUUUACAGGGAAGAGUGAUCUGAAAAAUCAUGAAAGAAGUCACACAGGAGAAAAGCCUUUCACAUGUACAGAGUGUGGAAAAAGUUUUACAGAAAAGAGUAGUCUGAGAAAACAUGAAAGGAUUCACACAGGAGAAAAGCCUUUCACAUGUACAGAGUGUGGAAAAAGUUUUACAGAAAAGAGAAAUCUCAAAAAGCAUGAAAGGAUUCACACAGGAGAAAAGCCUUUCACAUGUGUAGAGUGUGGAAAAAGUUUUACACAUAUGUGUUAUCUGAAAAGGCAUGAACAGAGUCACACAGGAGAAAAGCCUUUCACAUGUACAGAGUGUGGAAUAAGUUUUACACAAAUAAGUAGUCUGAGAAAACAUGAAAGGAUUCACACAGGGGAGAAGCCUUUCACAUGUACAGAGUGUGGAAUAAGUUUUACACAAAUAAGUAGUCUGAGAAAACAUGAAAGGAUUCACACAGGGGAGAAGCCUUUCACAUGUACAGAGUGAGGAAAAAGUUUUACAGAAAAGAGUAGUCUGAGAAAACAUGAAAGGAUUCACACAGGAGAAAAGCCUUUCACAUGUACAGAGUGUGGAAAAUGUUUUACAGAAAAGAGUAGUCUGACAAAUCAUGAAAGGAUUCACACAGGAGAAAAUCCUUUCACAUGUACAGAGUGAGGAAAAUGUUUUACAGAAAAGAGAGAUCUGAAAACGCAUGAAAGGAUUCACACAGGAGAAAAGCCUUUCACAUGUACAGAGUGUGGAAAUAGCUUUACACAAAUGAGUAAUCUGAGAAAACAUGAAAGGAUUCACAAGGGAAGACACCUUUCACAUGUUUAGAAAGUGGAAAAAGGUUUUUAUUUAAAUCAGGUAUCACAAAACACCAAAUAUUUACACACAAAUAAACUUUAUUUACACAGUGUACAAACUUUUUUACAAUUAUCCUAAAGAGGACAAACUCUCUAAAUAGAAGCAUCAAAAGAGAUUUUAUUGUAAUAAUACUUUCUAAAUCCUAGUUAUAGAAGCCUUGGAUUGGAAGUGCUCUCCUGCUGUCCUUUGUGCCUCUAUAUAUGUGCACUUCAGUUUCUCUCAUAUAAAUGUGAUAGAAUCCAAAUACGACACAGGAAUAUACAAAUCUGCCCUCAUACUGACCAGUUUAGACAACUAUUCAUUACCAAAACACCCCCAGUGUUGUUUAUUAAUAUGACAGUGUUAGGAGUUGUACGUUUGAUUCACAUAGGGGAGAAAAUAAUUACAUUUACAUUUAGCGUACUAUGUACUCCUGUUACUGAGAGGAAAUAUGACCAAUAUUCAUAAGUAUAAAACAAAUAUGUUUAAUGGUGAUUAUAUUAAAAUCCCAUAUGGGUAGACAAUCUAAAAAACAAUACUUAAAAAUGUAGUAAAAGCUUUUAUCUAGACACCGGUGUCAAUAUGUAUCAGAUAUUCGUAAAUAAAAAUAAUAAAAAUAGCAAUCCUGAGAGGGUGGAGCCAGCACUGGAUAGUGAUGGCCGCACUUUAGGUGUGCUCCGGUGCCAUGGCCCACUAAAGUACUGUUUUAGUUACAUAGAACCGAUAACAAACACCUCAAGUGGCUGACCCAACACCCUGGAUAUGUGACAGAACAGUUGCGACCCGGCAGACAGCAAAGUUUACACGAAUUGUGAUGAAUUAGAUGCCGCUCUAUCUGUGCCGUACCUGAGUGUUACAAAACCAGCUGCAAGCAAGAUACGGAUCACCGCUAUUCUAUCUUUUGCAAGAGGCAAUCUCUCGACAUACCCGGAUGGCACUUACCCGGUAAGGAGUAUAGAUUCCAGGGCUCUCUAGCAGACGGUGUUGCUGAGGUCUGCGCACUCUGACGACGGGCCGACAUCAGCCCAGCCGCCAUUUUAAAUAGCCUACACAGUAGAUCGGGCCGUUGCUCAGUGCGCAGGCUAUCUCUUUCAUAGUGUUGGGCACAUCUGAAGUUAAGGACAUGUGUGAACAUGGGACAAAUAUAUGCUUUGACAUGAUCUCCCUUAAUACAUGAGUGCUGUCUAUAUAAGGCUACAAGUUUACCGCUCUCUGUACAAGCAUUACAAUAUUGCUGGAAAGGAUAAAUAUUUUGCCAAAUGUUUGGUGCACAGUGACCUGACUUUUACAUAAAUGAUAUACAAUAAAAUCUAUUCAAGCAACACAGCACAAGUCAUGUUACAGCUGUCUGGGAAACAGGGAAUAAAAAGAUGACCAUUUCUUCCACGUGCAUCUAGAGGGGGAUAUAAAUCACAACGUUGUUUAUGUGAAAACAUGCGACAUACCUCCCUCAUAACAAAUACAGUUUAGAGACUGCACCCUAGACAUAAUAUUGGGGUUUAUUCAUUAUUAUCAUAGCAAAGGAGACAACCCUGGCUACGAGAGUUACUUCUUAGAAGUGACUUCCUGAAAGAAUAAACUUGGGGCAUUAAAAGAUAAUUCAUUUAUCAGAACGGUUGUUACAAUUAUACACCAUAAUUAUUCUAGUUUGAUAAGCAAAUAAUAAGGUGUGACGUGUGUCACUUGCACAGAAUCUGAAACCGGAAACGGUGACGUCUAACAAAAUGUCUUCUAGGAAAAAUCCACAGGAAGGAAAACAUACUAAGAGUUCUAGCCAAAGCAACCCAUCAAUGGAUAAAUAUUUCAAAGCAGCUUCUCCUAGGAAGCAAAAAGAAGCCCCCUUAUUGUCACAAAAACCACACCAUUCAUCUAAUUCUUCAGAUUCUGGAUCAGAGGAGGAGGAUAGUCUGGUCUCAGUGCCACAAUCUAUAAUAUCUUCUAUUCCUUCAAAACAAGAUUUUUCUGCACUUAUUGUACAAGUGAAACAGUGCAUUAAGGAAGAGAUUUCUGAACUAAAAAAAGAUGUCGCAGAAAUUGGUAACAUAGUGGCCAAUCUAGAGGAGAAUAUUCAAGAGCACAACACAUGUAUAACAAAUACGAGCAACCAAUUAGCCCAACAAGAUCAAGCUAUUAUACAGCUUGAAGACAAAAUAGAGGAUCUAGAAAACCGAUCCAGACGGCAAAACAUCAGGAUACGGGGGAUACCAGAAGAGGUUGACACAUCAGUCCUAACCGAAUAUCUUCAAUCUCUGUUUUCCCAACUUCGGGACCCAACAGACCACACUACCGUGAGCAUUGAUAGAGCCCAUAGGGCUCUGAGACCCAGAGCCCCUGAUUCAGCUCCUCCUAGGGACGUGAUAGCCAAAAUCACUAACUACCAGAUGAAAGAGCAAAUUAUGGCGGCGGCAAGAGAAAAACGCCCCAUCCAAAAAGAUGGUAUAACCCUUCAAUUUUUUGCUGAUCUAUCAACUAGAACUCUUGCAAGAAGAAAAGAAUUAUCUACGCUCACUAAACAUCUCCAAACCAGGAACAUAAACUAUAGAUGGGGUCACCCUUUUCAGCUGAUAGUAGUUUGGAAGAACAGGAGGGCAACUUGUUCCUCAACUUUGGAAAUUGAAGAUUGUUGCAAGAAGUUAGAAAUUCCUUCUCCAACACCGGAUCUUGACCCCAAGCAAGAUUCUAACCCAGCAGCCAACCCUCGAGCACCCCCUAUGCCACAACGUAAAGAGUGGCAAAUGGUCCUCAGUAAAAGAUUGAAGAACACCUCACUUCUGGAUUCCAGAGCCCAAUUGGGCUGAGCAUUGAACAAUUCUAUGGUAUCCUUUAAGAUCCUGGUUACAGGAGUAUGUGGAUUUUGGUUUAUAUUAAGUUUGUAUUGCAUUGUCAUGUUAAUACAUCUUCAGGUAAAAAAAAAAUAAUUUUUGUGUAUUUAUCACAAAUACUUAGUGGGCUAGGUUAUUUCCAAUUUGGAUUUCUUAGCCAUUUCCCUCUGGUAUUUUUACAGGUUGUAAAUUAUUCUGGUUACUUAUGUUCAUACUGUUAAGAUGUUUUUAGGUUAUUUAGUUGUUUUUUUUUUCCUUUUGCAUAGAAAUUAUAUCAAGUAUAUGGGUACUUCAAUAGAUACGGAGCAGGAGCAGGUGAGGUAAAAUGAUGACUGACGCUUUUGUUCAAAUAUUAUUACAGAAUGUGAAAGGUUUCAAUGUUCCUCAAAAGAGGUCACUAGCUGUAAGAGAUAUACUACAAAAAGGAGGGGAAAUAGUGGGGCUUCAGGAGACCCAUUUUAAAAAGGGGUCAAUCCCGAAAUAUAUACAUAGUAGCUUUACUCAACAUUAUCACAGCACACACAAUAACAAAAAGAUUAAUGGAGUAAGCAUUCUUAUUAACAAAUCAAUACCAUUCAAACUAAUAGAUCAAAACAAGGACACAGAGGGCAGAUUUUUAGCUAUUAGCGGUAUCCUCUAUAAUAAGAUGGUAACACUGGUAAACAUAUACGCACCAAAUCAGGGACAAGCGGCCUUUUUUAAAUUGUUACUACCCAAAAUUCAAGACAUCCAAAAGGGCCAAUUGAUAGUCAUGGGAGACUUUAAUUUGCCCAUCAAUCCCAAACUUGACAGCUCUAAUCCUAAAAUAAAUAUAACAAAAGCAACAUCUAAAUCCAUGUGGAAUUUUAUUAGAAUUUUAGGCCUACACGACCCAUGGAGAGUGUCACAUCCUAAACAAAGAGAUUACACAUUUUUCUCCAACCCAAACAAAUAAUACUCUAAAAUUGAUUUCAUAUUACUUGACCAUCUAACCUUGGCACAGGCCGUCAAUUCUUGUAUCUCACAUACAGCAUGGUCAGACCAUUCUAUGGUCAAGUGUUCCAUUAAUUGGCCUUCAGCUCCUUUAAGGGAUUCUACAUGGAAAUUAGAGGAGUCUUUAUUACUAGACCCACUGGUGCAAGAAACAAUGGAAAUAAGGGAAUUCUUUGAUAGAAAUGUACAGGAAGAUAUGACCCCGUCCACAAUCUGGGAAGCCCAUAAGUGUUAUAUAAGAGGAAUACUGAUUAAAAUUAGAGCAAACAAAGUUAAGCAACAGAGAGAGGAAUAUCAUCAUAUAGCAAAAGAAUUAGAAAAUCUAGACUAUUUACACAAACUUCAUCCACAAAACGAAGAUACUCUCCAUCAAUUAAAUUUUUACAAAUCUAAAAUGAUGUCGCACCUACAUAUAAAAGCUCAAAACACAGCAUACAAACUAAAACAGAAAUUUUACUGUGAAGCUAACAAACCUGGACGAUUACUUUCCAGAUCACUUAAAACUAAACAGGCAAAAUCAUACAUAGACUCUAUAAAUAAUUCUAGUGGUGAGAAGGUUGAAGAUACAAAACGAAUUGCAGACACUUUCAAAACUUAUUACCAUACUCUAUAUAACCUAUUUCCCGACAGGUCAAGUACGGAUCAUAAAAUUAAAUGUAUGACAUAUCUAGAUAACGUCCAUGUCCCGACAAUCUCUGAAACAGACAGGGAGAUCUUACAAGCUCCAAUAAAUAGUAAGGAAGUUGGCGAAGCAAUAAGAUCACUGAAACCGGAAAAAGCACCGGGACCAGACGGUUUCUCCGGGUCAUAUUAUAAACUAUUUUCCCAGUUCCUAAUACCACACUUAUUAAAGACUUUCCAACAGGUUGAUGCUGGAGACAUUCUGCCAGAAUCCAUGUUACAAGCACAUAUCACUAUUAUCCCUAAACCGGGCAGAAAUGCCGAUACACCCUCUAAUUUUCGCCUAAUUUCCUUGUUAAAUAUACUGUUAAAUUUUUAUUUUAUUUUCAAAAAUAAAAAUAAUUAUAAUACAUUUGUUUAGGAGGCGCAGCUCCUGUACUUCACAUAAGCGAAAACAGCCAAUUUCUACUUAUUAGCAUGAUACAACCAGUUACCUUCAUUAAUACCAAAAAACACAAUUUUUUUUUUAAAAAAAUAGCUUCUUAUAUAUUUACAUAUUUUAACUACCAAGAUAUCAAUUAUAAACCUAUCCAUAUUAAUGACUGAGCUAUGAAUGAAACUACAAAUGUCUAUGUGAGCGUCAUUGUAGGUCUAUAUCAUCUUCGAAACCCUCUUAUCUAUUCAGUAUGUGUCCUCUGUCAGUAUAACAGUUAGCGAGAGAUUUCCGCUUUCAACAACUAAGAAUUAUUGGAUGGUACGAAGGAUAUAUUCAUUUACUAACCUUAUUUCUCAGAGCCUAAGUUCCUAAUCCCUUAAAAUAUCAAAAAUUAGUCUGCUUAGCCUUGAUCUGGGGAGGAGAGGAAAAGAGGGAGGGGGCGAGAGGAAGAAAGAAGAAAAAAAGAAAGAAAAAAAAAAAAUGAAGGAAAUUAUAUGGUAGUAUACUAAACUAUGAGUAGAGUGGCAUUAGUGCUAUAUACCUGUAGGGGGAAAUAUAUCAAACUCUUCAAAAGCUAUUGAUCGAACCAUACUCUAGGUAGGAGACCCAGCUCUAUUUGGCGUUGUACCCAGACUGAGGACUUGAAUUUAUUCACCACUUGUCUCUGUAUCUCUAAAGGGAGUGAAUAGAUAUACCUCUUCCAUUUACUGAAGAAUCUGGUGAUCAUUUUUGGAUUAUUGACUUUUACCUGACACUGUUCCAUCACCAUUUGAUGUUGCACUUCUUUUAAAAAGUCUGUGAACUUAGGUGAUUUAUGAUAUUUCCAAUUUUUUAAUAUUAUAUUGCGAGCUGUCAAGAUUGAUAGAUUCAAAAAUCUAUUGUUAGGUGUCGCGGGCGAGAAUUUGCAUAAAAAUAUUAUUUGGUGUGGAGUAACUUUAAAUUUUAUCCCCAUUAAUUUACCUAUCCAGAAAUUUGUCUUUUGCCAAAAUUGAAAUAUUUUGGGGCACUCCCAGAAGCAAUGCAAAAAAUCUGUCUGUUCUUUACUGCAUUUGGGGCAGUUCUUAUUCUCAGGACGCCAUUUUGCCAAACUAGUAGGCGUUAAAUACGCCCUAUUUAAUAGUUUCAUGUUGGAUUCCUUCCACGAAUGCAUACAUGUCGCCCCAGCUGCAAGAGUGAUACUCUGUGUAAAGGUAUCACUCUCUACCUCCAUUUUUUCUUUAGCCCAUUUUGAUGAUAUUUCAAUUAUAUUUUUCUGACCCAGAAGUUUCAUAAUUACACCAUAAAUUAUGGAGAUAGAAUUCACCCCCUCACUAUAUUGUGUAAUAAUAUUCUGCAAAUAUUUACUGUCAAUCUCCGGACCCGAUUCUUGCCUUAAAUUCUCUACCCAAUGCCUAAUUUGCAAAAAAGCAAAAAAACUAAAUUUUGGAAUAUCGAACUGUUGUGUUAUAGUUUCAAAAGAGUGGAGCCGCAAAUUGCUCCCAUCACAUAGCUGGAUCACAUAUUUCACUCCUCGUUCAGCCCAUAGCUCAAAUAUUGAUGGGUUAUGGGCUGCUGGGAAACUAGGAUUGCCACAUAUAGGUAAAAAUUCUGAUUUUCGAAAAUCAAUUACCAGUUCCUUAUAUACUUUCUGCCAAGCCUGUACAAUAUACUUAAAGGUGUGAAGAUAAUUAACUGGGUCUGGAAGCUUACUUGCUGGGUGGUGUAGAAUCGCCUUAAGAUUAAACGGCUUUAUCAAUAUCGACUCCAAGUCAUAAUACGUAACCAGAUUUUUUUCGGUAAUCCAGUCCAAAGCAAAUUUCACGACAGCUGCAUAGUUAUAGAACUUUAAGUUGGGACAAGCCAUUCCACCAAAAGCUUUAGGUAAUGUUAACUUAUGAAGUGAUAUACGUGGUUUCUUACCUUGCCAGAUGAAUUGAUUAAAAAAUCUAUUAAGGAGGAGAUGAUCUUUUUUGUAUAACAAAAGGGGAAGAUUCUGUAGGAAAUAUAGAAUUUUAGGGAGUAGAACUACUUUGAUCAGCAUUAUUCGGGCCGUAAGCGAGAGGGGGAGAUUGCUCCAACUCCGUAAUUUAGACAGUAGUCCCUUAAUACAUUGUUUGAGAUUGAGCUCAUACCAGCGACUGGGAUCCCUAGUUAACCUGAUUCCUAGGUAUGUGAUCUGUAGCGAUUCUAUAAAUGGAUGCCGGCUCUGACCUAGAGGUUUACGGAUCCACAUGAUCUCAGAUUUUUCAUAAUUUAUUUUAUAUCCUGAAAAGGAGCUAAAGAGAUUAAAUAUUUCCAGAAGACGAGGGAUAGAGUCCUGUGUGUUACUAAGAAAUAGAAGGAGGUCAUCUGCAUAUAACGAAAGAACUAUCUUAUGGCUCCCUACCUGAAUACCAUGUAGUUCCUUCCUUAGAUACAUUGCCAGUGGUUCAAGAGACAGAUUAAAUAGGAAAGGCGACAGCGGGCAUCCUUGCCGCGUACCUCGACCGAGAAUAACCUUUUCAGUUGCUUCCCCAUUUACUAUAAUUGUGGAGGUUGGUGCCUUGUAAAGCUGUGAUAUAAAUUGUUGGAAAUUACCAGCUAUACCAAAUUUCCCCAAAACCGUUAUUAAAUGAUCCCAUAUAAUGGAAUCGAAUGCUUUCUCAGCGUCGAUCGUGAGAAUAGCAAGAUCUGGCUUAAUAUAAGAUCUCUGUCUUUCCACUUUAUUCCAAAAGAAAUCCAGAACCAAUUGCACUUUCCUCAGGUUCUUGACAGGAUUCCUUCCUGUCAUAAAACCGGUCUGAUCCUGAUGCACCAGAUAACCUAAAGGCACUUUUAAUCUAUUAGCAAGAAUGUAAGUAAGAAUUUUAUAAUCUUGAUUCAAGAGUGAGAUAGGCCUGUAGGAAGAGGGCAAUUCAAGAUCUUUAUCUUUCUUUGGAAUCAAAACUAUGUUGGACGCCGCGAACAAGCACGACUGUGACUUGUUCUGGGUGUAAUAGUUAUUAUAAAGUUGAACCAGCACCGUCGGAACCUGAUCGAGAAGCAAUUUAUAGAAUUCUGCUGGGAGAGAGUCUGGCCCGGAAGCUUUCCCGAGUUUUAACUUUUUAAUAGAGUUAAUGACUUCUUCCAGAGAAAUAGGAUCAUUCAGUCUUAGCAGAUCCUCUCUCGUGAUUUGAGGCAUGGUGAACCCUUGCCAGAAUUGUUGUUUCGACGAUAUAUCUAUCUGUUUAGCUGCAUAUAGUUCUUGGAAGGUCUGAAAAAAAACUUCACUAAUUCCGGCAGGAUCAGUCACCCUGUUGUUUCUAAAUUUAACUGCAGUGAUAAAAUUCUUCUGUUGUCUAAUCUUAACAAUUCUAGCUCGAUAUUUAGCUGACGUACCUUGAGCCCCAGAAUAUAUGGCCUUCAAUUUAAGUUCUUCUGAUAUCGAGUUUUGUUUCAAAAAAAGAUCAUAGAGCGCUUUGCUCUCCUUGUAUUUAAGCCACUGCUCUGGCAAAGGAUUACUUAAAUAUUUCCUAUAGUUGUUGCUUAAGGUAUUCGCGAGUUGCUCCUCCCUUUUCCCCCAAAUUGUUCGAAUCCUAGCCAAGUAUGCCUUUAUCUCCUCUGAAAACCGCUUUCACCGUUUCCCAGAGAAUUUCUGGUCUAUUUAUAUAGUCUUUAUUCUCGGCCCUAAAUUGAUACCAUCUGUUCUUAACCCAUUUUUUAAAGUGCAAAUUAUGAUAGAGGUAUUGAGGAAAGUAAAACCUAGUAUUUUUCAACCUGCUCUUAUCACUUAUUCCAAUCUCUAGUGUGAUAGUAGCAUGGUCAGAGACCAGGAUCUCACCAAUGUCUGCCCGAAUUUGCAUUCUAGCCAUGUGUUUAGAGAUUAGAAAAUAAUCUAUUCUAGAAAAAGAGGAGUGGGCGCGUGAAACACACGUAUACUCGCGGCGAUCCGGGUUUUGUCCCCGCCAUACAUCGUAUAGAGCUAACUUCUUCCUAAACAUUUGGAGGAUAUCAGUUUCCCUGGCCUUUCUCGGCAAGAAUCUUGUCUUGGAUCUGUCUAGAAUAUGCGAGAAAGCCAUAUUGAAAUCCCCUACCACCACUAAAUUUUUCCCCGUAUGCAUAAAUAAUUUUAAACUUAAAUCUUCCCAAAAUCCUUUAUCGAUCAGGUUGGGACCAUAUAUAUUACAGAAAACAAAAUUAGAACCGUCAAUUUCGAUCUCCAUAAUCUGAUAUCUCCCAUUAGAGUCAUUUUCUCAUGUAAUAAUUUUACAGUCCAACUGUUUCCUUAUUAAAAUAGCGAGGCCUCUCUUUGCUUUAUCAUAUGGGGUAAAUAAUAUCUCCCCCACCCACUUAGAUCUAAGUUUAACUGCUUCUUUUGGUCUGAGAUGGGUCUCCUGGAUAAAUGCUAUGUCUGGCUUUUGGAGUCCGAGAUGUCUAAUAAUCAAUUUCCUUUUGCUAGGGCAUGAGAUCCCCCCAACAUUCCAGGAUACUAAUUUCAACUUAACCAUCUAAAUAAAUGGCCGAGAGAAAAAAAAAAAAAAAGGGAAUACGCUCCCCACCCCAUUCCCCCUCCUCAAAUCUACUGGAUUCCUAAUGUCAUCUACCUCGCUUCCCCCCCAGUUACGUAUUGUUAAAAUUCUAUUUAUGUGUUUAGGCAUUCCUAUACCUAUAUCGUUCCCCAGCACAACCAACAUUAUCACUUCUUCUUGCCUCAUCCUCAUUCCUUUCUUUAUGGGACCCUUCUCCUACCUUACUUCCUUUAUUGUAAACCUAAACUCUGGCAAAAUAUUUUAAUCUCUUCCGGCUUCGUAAAGCUGUGAGAUUCGCCAUCUUUUUCCAAAAUUACCUUAGCAGGAUAUACCAAUCUUGCCUUUAAAUUAGCUUUAAUCAUUUUAGAGUAGUAAGGGGCCAUUUCCCUGCGCCUGUUUUGAGUUUCUAUUGAAAAAUCCUGAAAUAUUAAAAUUUUGUGGGAGCCAAUCAUGAGAUUGUUAUUUUUACGGUAUAAUCUGAGGAUAUGGAAUUUGUCUUGGAAAUUCAAAAAUUUAAUAAUUACUGCUCGCGGUCUUACCUGAGUAUCUGGACUUCCUCUAGGAGGGCCUAAUCUAUGUGCUCUCUCUAUCGGGAUUCUUAUGUUUUCAAUGUUACUACCAAGUAAUUUGGGGAGUUGUGUAGCAGCAAAAUUUAUCAGAUCUUGAAACUCUGCCGUUUCCGGUAGCCCAACAACCCUGAGGUUGUUGCACCGUGCCCUAUCCUCAAGUUCUUCUAAUUUAGCUUGUAGUGAGAGAAGUCUGACCUCAUGCGAGUUAGUCAUCUGAUCCUUUGUUACUGCUCUAUCUUCUAGAUCUGAGACUCUCGGUUCAAUUUAAUUCAUACGAGUUGCAAACUGCUUUAUUUCAUUGGUAACUGUUGCCAUUUCUUGUUUUAAAACUUCAAAUUGUGGCAUAACUAGCUCAGAGAUCUGUUGGAUUAAUGAAGUAUUGUCUAAAGAGCUCACCGCUAGUUCAUUCUGACUUUGCGUGUCUGAACUGCUUUCACUGGACUUAGAUUUUUUAUCUUUAGUUUUAGGUGGCAUGCUGGGUGAAGAGGGUUUAGAAUGUGAUAUAUAUCUUUCCAUAUAUUCGGUGAAAAGGUGAAUCGUGACUUAUACAAAAUCUAAUUAAAAACUUAGUCCUAACCGUGUUAAUUAGUGCUAAAGGUACAGAACCUCUAAUUAUAGGCUAAUACUGAUACCUAGAACUUCUAAGAGAGCUUGAAAAUAGGUGCAGCUCAAACAACAAUAUCAGACCAGCCUUCAAACCUGCUGGAAUGUAUAGACACAGUGAGUGUGAUGUGAUAUGUCAAAACAAAAAAACAAAAAAAACAGUGAAUCAAAAAAUCCUAUUGUGCUUACUUCAGUACAGAGCCAUCAUGAAUCAACAGAGCAUCACACAAUACAUAUGUUAAUCAUAAUAUCCAUAAAAGAAAAAAAAAGAAAAAAAAAUAGUGGGCACACCACGCAUAAACUAUUCAAUAUUAACUCAAAAUACUUAUUUCCAAUGCAGCACAGUCACAGUACUAUUCAAAUCUACACCAUUUUAUGUAUCAGAGAUAGAAACCUAAAAAGGUGAAAACCUUGCUAGCUGGCAACCUAUUUCUUAUCGAUUCCUUUUUAUCAGUUACCAAUAAUAUGCAGUAUAUUCAUAGUAUGCAUAAUAAAUCUCUGUGUGUUACUUAAUAGAGAGGGGCAUGGAUCUAUAUAAAUGCAACACACAAGUUCUCCACUUUCCUUUCUCUUUAUUUGAAUACUAUGGGUAAUAACCUUUUCUAUCCCUUCCUCUCCAGACCUCUUUCCCCUUUUUUUCCCCCUUAAGAAGAAAUGCUCAGCAUUAAGCUAUAGUGUGGGGAAAGAUGCCUCGGGGGAUAUAUUUAUUAAUUUAUAUUACCCAGUGCUUUUCAGGACAGUUUCCUAGGGGAGAACUUAUGUUUAAGCCCUUUAUUGGCAGCUAAACCUACAUGCGCUUAACCACUAUUACUAGGCAGACUUAAUAGAUAAAAUAGCUUUAUCAAAUACACAUAAUGGCCUCAGAUAGAUCAAAUGAUAAUAUUGACAUAUGUUGGCAUAUUCAGUAUAUCCUUGCUCCACGGAUUGUACUGGUCUAAAAGUUAUAAGUUAUAGCCAAGAAGUCACAGUUCCUGUAACAAUCAAAAAUUAGAGACUUGUUCAAGCAAAACAAAAAAUUAUUUUAACAGUUCUAUUUCUUUUGGGGUCUGGAUAUAUUUUCAGUAGAGUAAGCAGUUCAAAUGUUAUGCCAGGGUUCUAUAUGAGAUAACAUUUCUUAGUGUCACUUUAUAUAGAGAGUGCGUCCCCAAAAACUCCUUAAAUGAGCACAAACAAGAAGAAUUUUCUGUAUUGGGGGCAGAAACUCUUAUUUUCAGAAUGUCUCCGCUUUAUUUCUCAAGGUCCAUGCUGAAAUUGAUUUAAUAGUCCCAAUUAAGGCCCUGGCUAAAGGAGAGGGCAGGCCUGUUUUAACUCCAAUUAGGGGAUAAUUGUGCCCCUCCAGAUCAGAGACUCCUGACUGUUAAAGCGUUUAAUUACAAGUUGCAAUAAUCUGGCAUAGAUUCCUUCCAGUAGUCUUACCGGACCGGGCAGUACAAACCAUGCCCCAGCAACCAGGAUCACUUCGUUGUCCUCGAUGUCCACUCACCAGCUGGUUACACUGAUUCCGCCGAUAGUUCCGGCGCGCAGGUAUGCCCCUCUUGUGCGGAGUAGUUACCGUGAUAGAGCCAACCCAGCUGCAGGAUCCACAGGAAGACCGCCAAACAUAGCGGAACGGAAAGGGCCGCAGCUCCCGGACACCUCCGUGAACGCCGCCCCAGCCACCGCAGACAGGACUCCACUCCUCUCCUGGGCCUCCAGAUAAGUAUCCUCAAAGCCGGGUUCUUUAGGUCUUAAGGUGUGCUGUAGUUAUGGUGUGGUUGUGCUGGUUGCAAGAACGCCUUCCAGGCGUCGUGACUCUGCUCCAGAGUCGAUCUGCAGGGAUUUCUGUCGGCCUCUGCUGUAUAGAUUCCAAGCCAGGUGUUUCUCGCCGGCCAAGGAACAAACGCAGGUGGGGUUAGAUCGAAGUUGCCCUUCACAUCAGAGCGCUGUGCUAGCAUGCAACCUGCUGCUAGCUCCUCCCCUUCCGACCGGAUGUGGGCCUCCAGACUUAAUAAAUUAUUACCGACAUUGAUUUCCCCAGAUCAGGUGGGGUUUGUACCGCGGAGAGAGGCGAGAGAUAAUACCGUCAAACUUUUAAACAUUUUGGAAUAUAUUAAUAACAAUGAUAUCCCAUCGGUAUUGUUAUCUACGGAUGCUGAGAAAGCGUUCGAUAGAUUGGAUUGGACCUUUCUUGAAACUACACUCAUUAAAUUUAAUUUUCCAUUCUCUUUCAUAAACAAAAUUAUGGCCCUAUAUUCUUUUCCCACAGCACAAAUUAGAGUAAACGGUACGCUUUCUGAACAGUUUGAAAUUCGAAAUGGAACGCGGCAGGGUUGCCCACUUUCCCCACUAUUAUUCAUUCUUUCAUUAGAAAUAUUUGCAUGCAAAAUUCGACUAAAUGACUCUAUAAAAGGUAUAAAAAUCAACCAGAGGGAAUAUAAACUCUCUAUGUUCGCAGAUGAUGUUUUGAUGUCCCACGCUAACCCUCUUGUCUCUCUCUCCGUGGUGCAAACAGCCCUACUAGAAUACGGAGCGGUUUCAAACUUCUUGAUAAAUGCCAAUAAAUCACAUUUACUUCCAUUACACUUAUCUACCUCUGACAUAACCACUAUUCAGAACAAAAGCUCCUUUGUGGUACAACAGAAACCCAUUAAAUACCUAGGGAUAUACCUCUCGAGCAAUUUAGAUACAAUUCGAACAAUCAACUACUCUAAGCUACUAAAUAACAUCUCCAAUCAGGCCUCAUCAUGGAUGUCAAAAAUACUUCUUGGAUAGGAAGGGUAAAUUCGGUCAAAAUGGUACUAUUGCCAAAGAUCCUAUACAUCCUUCAGGCAUUACCACUCCCGAACACCAACACCUAUAUACAGAAACUUCAAAAAGUGAUAUUUAAAUAUAUUUGGAAAAAAAGACCAUCCAGAGUAAAUCAGUCAUCCAUGUAUGCACACAAAAAUAUGGGAGGUUUGGGGGUACCUAAUAUAUUAUUAUAUAAACAGGCUAUUUCACUACAAAGAAUUCUAGAGUGGUGCAGAUACGACCCCACAGAUUCAAAACACUGGGUACAAAUGGAACAUGACAUUUCGGGAAUGUCUCAACUAGGGGGGUCAUGUUGGUUACCCAACUCACUAUCAAAAUCUCAACUUUCCCACUCUUCCACAAUAAUGAAUACUAUUUCGGAUUGGAAACACAUACGUGACAAAUAUAAAGGCAUAUCUAGUACUUACUCACCCUUAACUCCAAUUUUAGCAAACCCCGAAUUCGCGGAGGGCAAGGAAUAUAAUAUAAUAAGUGUCAACAGCCUAAAGGGACACAUCCCAAUUACAUUAAUAACCAAACUAGGUAAAUUACUACCCAGGAAUGAACUAGGGGACCUGGGCAACAGGUUUUUCGACCAAUGGUUACGAUACCAUCAAGUCAGCCAUUAUAUAGCGACACACAGAAAUAGGACAAACUUACUGAGAACACCAACAACUUUUGAACUUAUGUGUAUUUCUAAAGAUCCACAAAAAGGGAUAAUCUCCAUAUUGUAUAAACUUCUGCUCACUGCUACAUCCCCCAAACCACAUAGUUAUGUAAAAGGCUGGGAGAGAGAACUAUUGGGGAAACAAGACCCUAAGAUCUGGGACAACAUUUUCCAAAGCAUAGCCCAUUCCGCACACACAACGUACGCAUUAGAAACAAACUACAAAAUAUUAUUUAAAUGGUACCUUACACCAAACAGAAUGAAGUAUUUGUUUCCUUCAGCUAAUGAAAAGUGUUGGAGAUGCAAGCAAGAGGUGGGUGACAUGGGUCACAUCUGGUGGACAUGUACAAAAAUUAAAACUUUUUGGGUGAAAAUAACAGAUGAAAUAAACAAGGCCUUAUCGAGUAAUUUAGCUCCUACUCCACUAGUUUGCUUAUUUAAUGUACUAAAGGAGAUUAGGUGUUCAAUUAGGAGAAACAUUGGGCAUAUCAUGCUCAAUGCAGCUAAACAACUAAUAGCUUCUGCAUGGAGAUCCGAUAGGAUUCCCACGAUUGAAACAUGGUUAGAAAAAAUUAAGAGCACCCUGAUGCUGGAGAGAUACUUCUAUCUUAAAACUAACCGCUUAACUUUGUAUAGCGAAAUGAUGUUUUAUUGGGAGUCAUAUAUGGGCUCCAGGUAGGACAAAUAGGAGAUUCGACACCUAUGUUUGUUUAUUUUGCACACCUCAUUUUAUCUUUUAGACUGUGCUAACCUGUCCUUCCAUAAUAUAUUACCCAUUUAGAGAUCAAGAGAAAAAGGAAAUGAACUCUGCAAGUAUUAGUUGAAGUUGUUUUUUUUUGUUUGUUUUUUGCUUAUUGUUGUUAAAUACUGAUUUUGUUUCUUUUUGAUAUCAUAGAUGCAUUGUGAUAGUUUAGGGGAUUCUAACUCUACAGCCUUGAUAUAUGAAAGAGAAAAUGUGAAUCAAUGUUUUCCUAGGAUAUUGUAACUGUAAACUAUAAUUGUUUGACUUAGCUAGGAUUUGUGGAGAGACUUUUUGUUACAUCACUAUGCAUCUACUUGGAUUGUAAAAAGUAUAUGUUGGAAAAUCAAUAAAGGAAUAUUGAUAAUAAAAAAAAA
Molecule: messenger RNA, 17908 nt
Organism: Bombina bombina (fire-bellied toad)
Lineage: Eukaryota; Metazoa; Chordata; Amphibia; Anura; Bombinatoridae
Product: oocyte zinc finger protein XlCOF6-like
Exons: 2
Coding region: 471-2528 (685 amino acids)
Biological process (GO): regulation of transcription by RNA polymerase II
Molecular function (GO): RNA polymerase II cis-regulatory region sequence-specific DNA binding; DNA-binding transcription factor activity
Source: RefSeq, a predicted model, not a curated record